This is a messenger RNA of Corticium candelabrum, 2601 nucleotides long. RefSeq names its product PDZ domain-containing protein 7-like. Lineage: Eukaryota; Metazoa; Porifera; Homoscleromorpha; Homosclerophorida; Plakinidae. The transcript has 12 exons. Gene Ontology annotation, molecular function: actin binding. Gene Ontology annotation, cellular component: stereocilia ankle link complex; plasma membrane; cilium. The coding region runs from base 101 to 2473 and encodes 790 amino acids. The record is from RefSeq and is a predicted model, not a curated record.
GUUGUUAUUGCUACUCGUGUUGCUACCUGUUGCUUGACGUUUAUGUCACGUGCAGUUGUUUUUGAAACGCCCAGUGUUCCGGUCUGUUCACGACCACUCAAUGGCGUCUGAAGUAUCCAAGCGGAAGAAAGCUAUGCAAGAGCUACGUCGUAAUAUUGACUUGCUGCUAAACGCUGACGACAAGGACUACCUCCACUACGUACUGAAAGAAUACAGCACCUACAAAGACGUCGAUCAGCUGGUUCUUGCCCUUUGUUCGUGUCUCGACAACCCUCGAAAGUUAAAUCUUCUCCGCAACAUUAGAACGUUGGUACCGUCAGCUCACCUCUCUCGAUUUGACAAGUUGGCUCCCUACCAUCUAAUGGAAGAUCCGUACGUUGCACCUAACGCAACAGUCAGAAGCAAAAUGAAUGUCAGAACAAUCGUCCUAGUCUCGAGAAGGGGAGACAGCCUCGGAUUCAGUAUACGAGGAGGAAAGGAACACGGUCUGGGAGUGUUUGUGUCUCAAGUCGACGUGGAGUCUGACGCCUAUGCGAGCGGUCUUCGGGUCGGAGACAGGCUGGUAGACGUGAACGGUUUGUCAUUUGAUAGGAUCGCUCAUUCGAACGCCGUCCGAGUCUUGAAGAGCGACGGACGGCUGGAAAUCACCGUCCAAUCGACUGGUAAGAUACCUGCGCAUCACAAGGACAACGACGCACAUUCAUGGCUAGAUACGAGGGGCCGUCCACUAUCCACAGCUACAGUGAGCGAUACGUCUUCGAGUUCAGAAGGAGUGAAUGCCGAGCAAAGAGUCAAAUCUGGACACGAAACACGGAAGAUAAGUUUGACACGAACUGAAGGAGAACUCGGUUUGAGUAUUCGAGGUGGAUCAGAGUUUGGUCUUGGCAUUUACGUGUCAAAUGUGGCGGAGGGGUCGGUUGCGGCAGCAAAUGGUAUAGAACUUGGAGACCGGAUCGUAGACGUCAAUGGCGUUAGCUUCUUAACAAUCGAACACGGCGAGGCAGUAGAGACGAUACGAAGAGCACAGCAGCUGUUCAUCACAGUCAAGAAUUCCGGCCGCGUACCAAGAACAACGUCGGGACCCGGUCAAUCCCGGUGGAUCAAAUACAGCGGCAGCGGGCGUAGUAGUCGCAACAGUUCAUAUUCGGUCUCCUCUAGUCUACCGGACAUGAGAACUCCUAAUUCGAUCGAAUUUUUGGAAACGAGUAGAGACAGUAAUCGCAUGUCAGCAGAUAGCAAGCUGGACCGUCAACAGUCAUUGUCACUUCGAGAACCAAAGGCGAGAUCACACGCACUCGUCUCGUUUUCUGCUCUGAAAGCCAGAGGCCAGCGCCUAGCCGGAUCUAUUAUCAGGAGAACGUCGAGUCUUCGCCGCAGCCGUAGCAACUCGGAAGGACGAACACUGGAUGAUGUCAGACGAGAACACGAAGCCACGAUGGCGAACGCAGCGAGCACGCACGGGGGUUCCGGAAGAGAACAGUCGAGUCGCUCGGAACAGAGGGACGGCGAUUCCGACGGCUCGAUACAGUACGCGCCGGCUGCUCGCAUGUUCUCGAGAGGUGUGGGCUCUCAGGUGAUGUGGACGGAGUCUCGACAUAGUAGAGCUCGAAAUAUGCUGGAUGCUGCGGCAAGUAAAGCGUUAGUUCAUGAGGAGAAGGCAGCGUUUUGGCUUCAUUUUGAUAGGUACGAGAAGGAACAAAAUGUGGAAAAUCUAGUUGUGUCCAUUCUUCCUAUUCUAAACACUGCAGAGAAACUGGAGCUGCUUAAAGAACUGCGUCCUCUACUUACUGCAAGACACAUAGAAAAAUUUGACGAGCUCGUGAGUCGCAAAGAAGCAACGAUGUUACGAGAAAGAGUCAGACCGGCGGUGGGACCGGGCGCUGAGGCUAGUCACAGAGCAGCCCACUCUCAGCUGAUGGCGGCAAUACAAGGUCAGGGCAAACAGAGCUUGAAGAAGAGAGUCACAGCAAACUUUGACAAAGAGAAGCGUGGAGAUGGCGACAGUAAUGGCUCCCCGCCUAGAGGCCACAGUCAACAAAAAAUGGGAGUGUUUGCUUCAUCUUCAGCUUUGACGAUGCUGGAGAAAGCAUCAAAAAUAGAGCUAAGCCCAGAACUUAGACGGAGGGACUCGUUUAUGGCUUGGAAAGAUGAAAGCUCAGCGGCAUCGAGACGAACGAAAUUCGAGAAAGAUCUCCAAAUCGCUUUGGUAUUGCCUAAGAGAAGACGAAAUCUCGGUCUUGUCAUCCAUGGCGGUGUGGACACACCUCAACCAGAAGUGCUCAUUCAAGCUGUAAAAGAAGAGAGCAUAGCAGCCGAUGAUGGAUUUCUGAGAGCAGGAUUUGAAAUUGUUAGCAUUGACGGUUUUCAGGUAAAAGGUCGAACACACGCUGAGGCUGUGAAGAUAAUCUCUCAAGCGGUUGCAAGUGAAAAUCCGACUUUGGAGUUAGUUGUAGUUCCUCCUAGAGAGUAUUGAUCUAAUGAAGAUGCUUUAGAAUUGUAAAUUUUUUCUAGACUUAAGAAAAUAUUCAUUAGCUAAUAUUUAGAUAGAGGCAAUUUAUUGUAUUAAUGGUUGUUUUAUUUGACAAAUGUGCCGUUUAAGGA